AACUAAUUAAUAAAUUAAAUAAAGGUCUUAUCAAAAAUUCUAAUCAGAGCUUGAACAAGUAGAGAUUCUCAGAUUGUGUCCCAAAGGAGACAAGACACACGUUCGCCUUAGUUGUCCGUUGUAAAAGGUAUCUUCGACGGGACUCAGAAGCAAGAAGACACAACACGAAACCGAUCUUCUUCUCUUUCUUCUUGUCCUCGUUGGUGCUUGUUUGAUCGAUCUUCUCAGAUAAGGUUCCUAGGGGUUUAGGUUUGCUUCUAUGACCCGGACACGUUGCAAUGGGUGCUCCAUGUCUAGGUAAAUGAAGGCUUUAACCGAUAGGUUUGUUCCCCAACCAUCAUCAAGCAAGAGUGAAAAGCACGAAACAUCUCUAGUUUCGUCAGAUUCAGAACCUAGCGAUAAUAAUAAUAACAAGUCCAAGUUUACCUUGCGGUCGGAGUCUUCAACCUCGGGGCAUAAGCAAGUUUGCGCUGCUACUUGGACAUCGCUUGUAAAGAAAGUCUCUAUGGCGAGUGGUGCGAUCAAGAGGUUCCACGAUCGUGUUUUAGGACCAAACAGGACUGGUCUUCCGAGCACUACUAGUGAUGUCUGGCUCUUGGGCGUCUGUUAUAAAAUAUCUGAGGACGAACCCUCAAAGGAAGAAACAGAUGAUGGCAGCGUAGUGGCUGAACUGAAACAAGAUUUUUCUUCCAGAAUACUGAUGACAUAUCGUAAAGGUUUUGAGCCUAUUAAGGACACAACCUACACCAGCGAUGUAAACUGGGGUUGCAUGAUACGGAGCAGCCAGAUGUUGUUUGCUCAGGCAUUGCUUUUCCAUAGACUGGGGAGGUCUUGGAGGAUCAAUAAAUCCGAGCAGCCUGAGCAGGACUACUUAGAGACGUUGGAACCUUUUGGUGAUUCGGAGGCUUCAGCUUUCUCCAUCCACAAUCUUAUCCUAGUGGGAGAGUCUUACGGUCUCGCAGCCGGGUCAUGGGUAGGACCGUAUGCGAUUUGCCGGUCGUGGGAGUCGUUAGCGUGCAAGAAGAGAAAACAAACCGAUUCGCUUCCUAUGGCUAUUCAUAUAGUUUCUGGCAGCGAAGAUGGGGAGAGAGGUGGAGCUCCGGUUCUCUGUAUAGAAGAUGCGACCAAAUCUUGUGUGGAAUUCUCUAGAGGAGAGGAUGAGUGGGCACCGCUUCUGCUCUUGGUCCCAUUGGUUCUCGGUCUUGACAGAGUGAACCCCAGGUACAUUCCAUCUCUCAAAGCCACGUUCGCUUUCCCUCAAAGCCUUGGAGUUUUGGGUGGGAAGCCAGGUGCUUCGACUUACAUAGUUGGUGUUCAAGAUGACAAUGGUUUCUACCUUGAUCCGCAUGAUGUUCAGCAGGUAGUCACAGUGAACAAGGGAACUCCAGAUGUUGUUGUUGACACGUCCUCAUAUCAUUGCAAUGUCCUACGUUACGUUCCUUUGGAGUCGCUUGACCCAUCACUAGCUCUUGGAUUCUAUUGCCGCGACAAAUGUGACUUCGAUGACUUGUGUCUCCGAGCAUCGAAACUGGCUGAGGAAUCAAAAGGUGCUCCGUUGUUCACGGUGACUCAAUCCCACAGCUUGGUUACCCACCACAGCAGCUGCGAGUUUGUGGAGGAUGAUACAGAGGAAGAACGUGAAGAAGAUGACUGGCAAUUGCUCUGAUCAUCAUCCAAAACUCUUAAAAGAAAAAAACAUUUUACGAUUCUUUUCCUUCAGACAAGUACAAUGUUUUAUCUUUAGAAUCUUCAGACCAGAUCACACAAAGACAAGGUUGUACUUUUAAAAACACGUUUAGUUAAAAAAACAUCGAAAGUAGUUUUGUGUUUCAUUCA
Messenger RNA from Raphanus sativus (radish), 1836 nucleotides. Its product is annotated as cysteine protease ATG4a. Lineage: Eukaryota; Viridiplantae; Streptophyta; Magnoliopsida; Brassicales; Brassicaceae. The coding region runs from base 302 to 1666 and encodes 454 amino acids. Gene Ontology annotation, molecular function: protein-phosphatidylethanolamide deconjugating activity. The record is from RefSeq and is a predicted model, not a curated record. The transcript is spliced from 6 exons.